UUUUUCUGUAGGGAGAUUCCCGAAGUCUUCCAUUUUCUGAGAAUGUGAGUGCUGUUCAAAAAUUAGACUUUUCAGAUACAAUGGUGCAACAGAAAUUGGAUGAUAUCAAGGAUCGAAUCAAGAAAGAAAUAAGAAAAGAACUGAAAAUCAAAGAAGGAGCUGAAAAUUUGAGGAAAGUCACAACAGAUAAAAAAAAUUUGGCUUAUGUGGACAACAUUUUGAAAAAAUCAAAUAAAAAGUUAGAAGAACUGCAUCACAAGCUACAGGAACUAAAUGCACAUAUUGUUGUAUCAGAUCCAGAAGAUGUUACAGAUUGCCCAAGGACUCCAGACACUCCCAGUAGUGACCCUCGUUGUUCUACUAGCAAUAAUAGAUUGAUGGCCUUACAAAAACAAUUGGAUAUAGAGCUUAAAGUAAAACAAGGUGCAGAGAACAUGAUACAGAUGUAUUCAAAUGGAUCUUCAAAGGAUCGGAAACUCCAUGGCACAGCUCAGCAACUACUCCAGGACAGCAAGACAAAAAUAGAAGUGAUACGAAUGCAGAUUCUUCAGGCAGUCCAGACCAAUGAAUUGGCAUUUGAUAAUGCAAAACCUGUCAUAAGUCCUCUUGAACUUCGGAUGGAAGAAUUAAGGCACCAUUUUAGGAUAGAGUUUGCAGUAGCAGAAGGUGCAAAGAAUGUAAUGAAAUUACUUGGCUCAGGAAAAGUAACAGACAGAAAAGCACUUUCAGAAGCUCAAGCAAGAUUUAAUGAAUCAAGUCAGAAGUUGGACCUUUUAAAGUAUUCAUUAGAGCAAAGAUUAAAUGAACUUCCCAAGAAUCAUCCCAAAAGCAGUAUCAUUAUUGAAGAGCUUUCACUUGUUGCCUCACCAACACUAAGUCCACGUCAAAGUAUGAUAUCUACACAAAAUCAAUAUAGCACACUAUCCAAACCAGCAGCACUAACAGGUACUUUGGAAGUUCGUCUUAUGGGCUGUCAAGAUAUCCUAGAGAAUGUCCCUGGACGGUCAAAAGCAACAUCAGUUGCACUACCUGGUUGGAGUCCAUGUGAAACCAGAUCAUCUUUCAUGAGCAGAACAAGCAAAAGUAAAAGUGGAAGUAGUCGAAAUCUCCUAAAAACCGAUGACUUAUCCAAUGAUGUGUGCGCAGUUUUGAAGCUAGAUAAUACUGUGGUUGGUCAAACUAGCUGGAAACCCAUUUCCAAUCAGUCAUGGGACCAGAAGUUUACACUGGAACUAGACAGGUCACGUGAACUGGAAAUUUCAGUUUAUUGGCGUGAUUGGCGAUCUCUGUGUGCUGUAAAAUUUCUGAGGUUAGAAGAUUUUUUAGACAACCAACGACAUGGCAUGUGUCUCUAUUUGGAACCACAGGGUACUUUAUUUGCAGAGGUUACCUUUUUUAAUCCAGUUAUCGAAAGAAGACCCAAACUCCAACGACAAAAGAAAAUAUUUUCAAAACAGCAAGGCAAAACAUUUCUCAGAGCUCCUCAAAUGAAUAUUAAUAUUGCCACUUGGGGAAGGCUAGUGAGAAGAGCUAUUCCUACAGUAAAUCAUUCUGGCACCUUCAGUCCUCAAGCACCUGUGCCUGCUACAGUGCCAGUGGUUGAUGUACGCAUCCCUGAGCUAGCACCUCCAGCUAGUGAUUCUGCAAUAACCAAAUUGGACUUUGAUCUUGAAUCUGAACCUCCUCCGGCCCCACCACGUGAUUCUUCCCUUGGAGAAAUUGAUGACUCUGCUGAAUUAAGAGAUUUGGAUGCACCAGGACAGGACUCAGAAACUGUUUUUGAUAUUGAAAAUGACAGAAAUAGUAUACGUCCAAAAUCUCAGUCUGAAUUUGAAUCUGAUAUUCCUCAGUCAGGCCUAGAAUACAGUGGUGUUCGAGAGCUUGAGGAUAGAAGAUCUCAGCAAAUGUUUCAGUUUAAUCUACAAGACUUCAGAUGUUGUGCUGUCUUGGGUAGAGGACAUUUUGGAAAGGUGCUUUUGGCUGAAUAUAAACACACAAAUGAGAUGUUUGCUAUAAAAGCCUUAAAGAAAGGAGACAUUGUAGCUAGAGACGAAGUAGACAGCCUGAUGUGUGAAAAAAGAAUUUUUGAAACUGUGAAUAGUGUAAGGCAUCCAUUUUUGGUGAACCUUUUUGCAUGUUUCCAAACCAAAGAGCAUGUUUGCUUUGUAAUGGAAUAUGCUGCCGGUGGGGACCUAAUGAUGCACAUUCAUACUGAUGUCUUUUCUGAACCAAGAGCUGUAUUUUAUGCUGCAUGUGUAGUUCUUGGGUUGCAGUAUUUACAUGAACACAAAAUUGUUUAUAGAGAUUUGAAAUUGGAUAACUUAUUACUAGAUACAGAGGGCUUUGUGAAAAUUGCUGAUUUUGGUCUUUGCAAAGAAGGAAUGGGAUAUGGAGAUAGAACAAGCACAUUUUGCGGCACUCCUGAAUUUCUCGCCCCGGAAGUAUUAACAGAAACAUCUUAUACAAGGGCUGUAGAUUGGUGGGGCCUUGGUGUACUUAUAUAUGAAAUGCUUGUUGGAGAGUCUCCCUUUCCUGGUGAUGAUGAAGAGGAGGUUUUUGACAGUAUUGUAAAUGAUGAAGUAAGGUAUCCAAGGUUCUUAUCUACAGAAUCCAUUUCGAUAAUGAGAAGGCUAUUAAGAAGAAAUCCUGAGCGGCGCCUUGGAGCUGGUGAGAAAGAUGCAGAGGAUGUAAAAAAACACCCAUUUUUCCGGCUAAUUGAUUGGAAUGCUCUGAUGGACAAAAAAGUAAAGCCGCCAUUUGUACCUACCAUUAGAGGCCGGGAAGAUGUUAGUAACUUUGAUGAUGAAUUUACCUCAGAAGCACCUACUCUGACUCCACCUCGAGAACCAAGGAUACUUUCAGAAGAAGAGCAAGAAAUGUUCAGAGACUUCGACUACAUUGCUGAUUGGUGUUGAUUCCCUAGACACUGUGAAACCCAGCAGACUGGCUACAAGAUGACCUCUUACAAAUAGCAACUCUUCAUUUGCUCUCUGUGCCACCAGUAGCUUCUGAGUCUGUUUUUUUUUAAACACAUGAAGAUUUGUUUUAAAGUACUUCUAAUACCCUCUUGAAAAGUAGCUUCUUGGUGUAUUUUCAAUGUAAAUCUGAUCACUGGAAACAGUUUCAUGGAGUUUAAGCUGAAUGAACAUCGCCCAUGAAAAUCUAUCACAAAUGAAUACUUUUGGAUCGGUAGUCUUUUUUUAAAAAAGUGCUCUUCUGUAGUCCCUAGUUUGGCCAUAUGCCUGCCUUAAAUGGAAGGAAAAUGAACCAGUUAACUUCACUUAGCUGUAUUUUUAAAAUGAAAAAAGGGCUUGGGGACUCUAUUACUAUUCACAUAUAGUAUGAUUCUGUUUGAAUAAGGCAAAUGCUCUUAUUUUUUUAAAGAAAUAACUAAUAUCAAAAAAAGUAGUGGUAGUUUGUGCACAUUUUUAGGCUUUUUUUUUUUUUUUAAAUGAAAUGAUGUUUUGUUUUAUAAAUUUUUUAUAUUUAUUAGGAGAAAAUUUUUAUCACCUUAUCUUUACCAACCAUGUAACAGAACCUCAUAGCUUUCCAACAGAGCUACUUGCCAAACAAUUGUUUGUCUAUUUAACCAUGAUGAAAUGAACAGGAACAACUAAAUAUCAGCAUUUACUUAAAAAUUUAAGAAUGAGAGCUUCUGAUUAUCCUGAACCAAGAUACUGUGUUACCUGUAUGCAUUCCCGAAGUCUAGGCACUCAGUAUGUUCAGUCGUAGCUUCUUCCAAAAUCAGUGAACUGAUUACUGCUUCUUUUGAUAUUCAGUCUACAUUUAUCAACCUAGUUCAUCUUGUUCUUGUGUCUACUGUAGAAGGGAACUAUAUCUUUGUUAAAACAUAGGGGUUAUCAUUGUAUACAUGCUGUGAACAUGUAUAUGUGCAAGUUGUAAUGUAUUCUGUGUUGUAGGUUUAUUAUUUAAUUUCACCACUUCAUCACUUUUGUACAGUGGCCAAGCAGACACCUCAAACUCCAGCAUUUGUUAAGUGCAUUUGUACAUUUUAGGCCACUGGAUCCAGAUUUUAUAUUGGCAGUUACUAAGGGCAAAAGCAAUAUAUUGUAACAGAAUGUAUAAAUAUUUUUGAUAAAACAGUCUAUAUUUUAUAAAAAUUAUUAUAACACUAAAGCUGUACCUCAAAAGUCUCAAAAAUAAUUUGAUCAAGUACUUUUUACAACUCUUCAGAGGAUCCUUUUGUGGCUUUUUUAAUGCUCUUAUAGGAAAGUCUUUUUGUAAGCCAUGACUUUUCCACUUGCCUGGAGUUUUUUGGGUUUUUUUAUUUGUUCAUUUGUUUUUCCCUUCUAGUCCAUGACUUCAUUGUUUUUCCUUAAUUCAAUAAUAACAUCUUUGAUUCUGUGCUUAGCAUAUUAAGGUCAUCAUACCUCAGGAAUAGCAAGUUGUUAACUAAACAUUCUAGAUUAACCAUUUAAUCACAAUGAUCUCAUGUCUUAAAAAUGGUUCAAGUUUAAAUAUGAGAAACAUGAAAGCACAUUUGUUUGUAGAGAGUUGAGCUAAAAAUAUUUAAAGUAUUUCAGCCUUGACAGAGUAUGUUGGCAUGUUUUUGUUGUACUCUGAAAACAAUUAAAAUUGUUCAGAGAUAAUUCAUAAUUCCUUUCAAAUUGAUUAUUACCCAAGAUUCUUUAGGGAUAAUCUUCUAGAAGGAGCAGUAUGUUGUUUCAAGUCAUUUUUAAGUGCCAGUUAACUUUGGUAAAGGACAAUAGAGGAUCUUAGCUUAAUUGUCUGGCUUUAAUUUAAACAGUAUUAACACAACAUUAAAAAAACACUACAUACUUUUGAGGUACAGUCUGUUCACCUUUUCUGGUUCUCAGAUCUGCAUAAAAAGCAAUGUCUAAAAUAGGCUUUUAGCAUUAAAAACUGACAUAGCAUUUUUGUAACUACACAGUGUACAGAAAUUUUUUUUAAUUGAAGCCAAUCACUAAAAAAAUUAGAGGGCAGGGUAUAUUCACACCAUUAAGCUGAAGAAAGCACUAAUUUUUUCUGUAGUUUUAAAUAUAUAUAUAUUUUAGUCAGAUUUUAAAAUUUUAAACUAUAGAGUGUAAAUAUAUUUUGCUAUUACUGUAUGUGUAAGUGACUGCUUAAGCACUUUGCGAGGAAAUUAGGAUAUUUUAGAAUGGUACACUAUGCAUUCAAAUGAAAUGUGCCUUUAACUAUGUCAUUCUAAGAAAAAAGUGUUUUGCAGUCAUAAAUUACCACAGAUGCACAAAUUAAAGUUUAAAUAGAUUGUAAUUUGUAACUUUGGUUUUAAGUAUUAUUUCUUUUUUGAAACUUCCUGUUGGUCAAAAUAUGCAUUAGCUUUACUAUGUUCAAGAUCUCAAAGACUUUAACUCUAGUUAGCCUUCUUGCAAGUACUGUUUGUCCUAGGGAAGGGCAAAAUCAUGAAGAUUCACAGCAAGUUGUUCUCUUCACUGGUAAUAAUGGGAAAACUGCAUCUUACUCCUGUAAGGUCAGUAGCAUCUUUUAUUCAAUGGAUAUUAAUGGAAUGCCUUGUGUGUGCUAGACACUGAGAAUAGAAAGGUGGAGGGGGGAGUAUCAAUGUCUUCACAAAUAAAGAACAAUAUCAUUAAUGCCAAAAUGUAA
Miniopterus natalensis is the source of this 5607-nucleotide messenger RNA. The record is from RefSeq and is a predicted model, not a curated record. Lineage: Eukaryota; Metazoa; Chordata; Mammalia; Chiroptera; Miniopteridae.